Molecule: messenger RNA, 1491 nt
Organism: Tricharina praecox
Lineage: Eukaryota; Fungi; Ascomycota; Pezizomycetes; Pezizales; Pyronemataceae
Product: general substrate transporter
Exons: 5
Coding region: 1-1491 (496 amino acids)
Biological process (GO): transmembrane transport; carbohydrate transport
Cellular component (GO): membrane
Molecular function (GO): carbohydrate:proton symporter activity
Source: RefSeq, a predicted model, not a curated record
AUGGAUCAGUAUCUCAGGCUCCCGCCGCCGUACGUGCUGUACGCCAUCUUCGCCUCCAUCGGGGGUUUCAUCUUUGGCUUCGACACGGGCAGCAUCGGCCCGAUAACACUGAUGCGACCAUUCCAGCGGUCGUUCGGCGUGCUGUCACCAACGAUGCAGGGCCUCUUAGUCUCGUCGAUCCUUCUCUCGGGGGCGCUCGCCUCCUUCUUCGCGGGCUGGCUGUCCGACCGGCUCAGCCGGACCUACUCCAUCUCCCUCGGAGCAACCGUCUUCGCCGUGGGCGCGGCACUGUGCGCCUCCGCGCACACGCUCGCCCAGCUGUUCGUCGGCCGCCUCGUCUGCGGCGCUGGCGAGGGCGUGUUCAUCUCGUGCGUCGCCGUGUACGUGCUCGAGAUCGCGCCGGUGCGGAUCCGCGGCACGGUGGCGUGCAUACUGCAGCUGUUUAUCACGCUCGGAAUCAUGAUUGGGUAUUUUGUCUGCUACGGGUGCUUGCAGGUCACCACCAGCAUGGCAUGGCGAACACCGUUCGUCAUGCAGACCGUCUUUGCCGUCGUACUGGCCCUGGGGUCGCCGUAUAUCGCCCACUCGCCCCGCUGGCUGCUCUUGAGAGGCCGUCGACCGGAGGCGGCUCGCACACUGGUUAAGCUCGGCAUUGGUGAGACCGAGAGGGAGGAGCUCAUGCAGCACGCGCUGAAUCCUGAUGAGAAGGCCGGCGGGUAUAGAGCCGCUUGGGGGAAGGAUGUGCGCGGGCGGACGGCGCUGGCAGCAACCCAGAACCUCUCCGGGAUCGACGGGGUGCUCUACUACGCGCCGGUCCUCUUCCGGCAAGCGGGGCUGGAAGCCGAGAAGGCCGCGUUCCUUGCCUCGGCGAUCACCGGCGUGGUCAACGUGGUGUUCACGGCGGUAGCGCAGAUCUUCGCAGACAAAUGGGGGCGACGGCCGACGCUGAUCGUUGGCGGGCUGUUAAUGGCGGUGCCGAUGACAGCCAUUGGCGCGAUAUACGCGCACCCGACCGCGUCGACCACGCACGGCGGGCAGUACACAGUGAUCGCGCUGAUCAUGGCGUAUUUCAUCGCGUUCAUCAUGUCGUGGGCGAUACUGAUGCGGAUCCAUGUGAGCGAGGCGCAGCCGGUGCGCACUAGGGCCAGCGUGUCGAGUCUGGCGCAGUGCGCGAAUUGGGUCGUUAACUGGGUCGUCGCCUUCUCUACCCCCAUGUUCCUCGAUAAGAGCCCCAGUGGCCCGUACUUUCUCUGGGCCGCGAGCAUUUGGGUUGCUGUCGCGGUCAUGGCCGUUUAUCUGCCGGAAACCCGCGGCAGGGAGAUGGAGCAGUUUGAUGGCAAGGUCAAUAGCAGCUUGGGUAGGUGGGUGAAGGGCUUGAUGGAGCGGAGGAUGAAGAAAGGAACAACCUCCCCCCGCCCAACCCCAACCACUCACAUGGAUAAAACUAAAGAAGAAACAGAUGUGAUAAGGUAUCAUCAAUGCUAUGUGUGA